Molecule: messenger RNA, 1587 nt
Organism: Drosophila eugracilis
Lineage: Eukaryota; Metazoa; Arthropoda; Insecta; Diptera; Drosophilidae
Gene: ppk3
Product: sodium channel protein Nach
Exons: 6
Coding region: 1-1587 (528 amino acids)
Biological process (GO): sodium ion transmembrane transport
Cellular component (GO): membrane
Molecular function (GO): ligand-gated sodium channel activity
Source: RefSeq, a predicted model, not a curated record
AUGUCGAAUGAACGAGUGUGGCAUUGGAUAAAAGGAAUCUCUGGCAGGAUCCUUAGAGGUUUGCUGGCCUUUCUUCGAGUGCUCUUGGCUGGAGGCGUUCGAGUGUAUGACAGGUUAUGGGAUGUGAUUGCUCAGGCUGGAGCUGAAACGGGCCUCCUGGCUCUGAGUCUGUGCGUCAAUCGGAGUAUUCACCUAUUGGAACGGGUCUUUUGGCUGGCUGUCGUUAUAAGCAGUGUGAUUGCCGCUCUGGUGCUCAGUCGCUUUCAGCUGGAACGCUAUUUCAGCUCACCUACCGUGAUAUCCGUGGAUCGGGACUAUCGUGGCUGGAAUGGAUCCCUGCCCGCAGUUACCCUCUGCUACUACGACCACAUCGAUUCCUUUAAGGCCAACGAGUAUAUACAGGAGGUGUGGAAUGUGUCCAUUAUCGACGAGGACUAUUUCUACUUUAUGGACUUUCUCUAUGCCGUGGUGAAUGCCACGGCGGGUAACUACGCGGAAUUGGCCAAGUUCUCUGAGGAUGAGCGGUUCGAUCAGAUUGAUCUGUAUGACAUGAUCCAGAGGGUGGACAGACCCUUUGAGCAGGUCAUCAGUAGCUUUGACUCCGGUUUUAAGGUCCAUGUUCAGAGGGUGAUGACUGAGCGAGGAUCCUGCUACGCCAUCAACUCACCCAUGUCCACGGUGCUGAGUGGCCAACCCGUUGCCUAUGAGCUGAUGCCGCAGCCCUUGUCUUGCCAGUACGGCAAACAACAGUGCUAUAUCCGGAUGGAUCUGUACGAAAGUACGGGCGUGCUAGACGUCCACUCGCCAUUUGAGGUUUCGGCCACAGAGGCGAACAUUGUGGCCCUGCACAAAUCCGACGAGAUAACGGCCUCGUUCAAGGUGCUCGAAACGGUGGCAUCGAAAAAUUUACGCCAACUGAGCGUGGCGCAGCGCAAGUGUGUGUUCAACAACGAGGAGACGUCCAACCUGAAGAUCUAUAGUAAAUCCCUGUGCCUGGCCCGAUGUCGUGCCGUGAUGGCUCUGGAGAUGUGCAACUGCGUGCCGUUCUUCUAUCCGUAUGUCGAGGGACCCAGUUGCAAUCCCGCCGGGUUCGAGUGCCUGAUGGACUUCAAGUGGCCCAUCUGGGCACUCCACAUCUGCAAGUGCCCCUCCACCUGCACGGAGAUUGAGUACACCAUGCAGACGGUGAAGAAGAGCUCGUGGGGCGUCAAGAACAACGAGGAGGUGGCCAGCAGCGAGACAGCCACAUCCAGUUUCCGCUGGGAUCUAAUCCCCCCGAAGGUUCGAAUGCGACGGGAUGUGGUCUACAGUUUUGAGGAUUUAGUGGUAUCCUUUGGAGGCGUCCUGGCCCUGUUCGUCGGCGUCAGCGUGAUGGGACUGGUGGAGAUGGGCCAUGUGCUCAUUUAUAACUGCUUGAUGGACAUCUUUUCCAUACUCCGCAUGGUUUUCGGCCGUUUAAGGCGCUGUUGGCGAAGAGUAGACCACAAGACGGAGGCGAACCACCUCAACAGCCGACUGCACCACCUCAACGACCGCCUCUCUUUGGCCGACACCGCUGAACUGCCGCCGUUUGACUAUGUGAAUUGA